UUUGGGCACUAUACUAUAUAUGUGUAGCCAACUAUGUAUGCAGUUCUAGUGGUAUCUGCGUUACAUUUAGAAGACUAAACGCCCGCCCAGUCAAACGCACUUGUUUCUCUGGAUUGGUGGCUCGCGUUGGACGUCUGGGGGCCAACGGCUUUAAAACAUCAUGUGAGCGCCUCCUCCUGUCGAAACUCUCACAGUGGGUCGGAAUAAACACAAGAACAGAGAUUCCUGCAUCCAUCUUCAUCAACAUGACAUGCUUUAUUUGCAUUUCUGUCUUUUGUUUGUCUUCAUUUUUAAUGGAGGCGCAGGGUACAUAUGGCCCUUAUUUAAGGAACCAUAACCAGCUGUCUGGAGACCGGCAGAGAUCUCACUUCACCCCCAAUAUGCCUGGACACGGCAACUCCAUCAACUUUGGAGCUCAUGGCUUUAAUCACAGGUUUUACAGCUAUCAUCAUCGCAACCCUCAUCAGCAUCACCACCAGCGGCCGCCCUGGAAGGGGCCUCCCUUUAUCUACCACCGUCCUGCCUUACCUGUCCGGCCCAUCUCACCUGCCCAUCCUGUCCGGUCAGUUGUGCCCACACGUCCCAGAAUUUCAGUGGUGCUACCUGUCCCUACAGUUCCCAUCCCACUCACCAAGGUAGCCACCCUAUCCCCGCCACCUCCAACACAGACUACAACCACAACAACCACAGCAACCACAACAACCACAGCAAUCACAACAACCACUCCAGAGCCGGUCAGUACCCCUCAUGGCACACCUGCCCCUGCCGAACCUUCCACUGACCCAGCUCCAGCAGAGCUCUGCAAGAGCCGUCCUCUAGACCUGGUUUUUAUCAUUGACAGUUCUCGUAGCGUCCGUCCUGCAGAGUUUGAGAAGGUCAAAAUCUUCCUCUCUGAAAUGGUUGAUUCUCUUGAUAUCGGAUCCGAUGCCACACGAGUUGCCCUGGUCAACUACGCCAGCACCGUCAACACUGAGUUCCUUCUGAAAAAGUACUUCAGUAAGGCAGAGGUCAAGCAGGCCUUCUCCCGUAUCGAUCCCCUCUCAACAGGAACUAUGACUGGCCUGGCUAUCAAAACCGCCAUGGAGCAGGUUUUUACAGAGAACGCUGGGGCCCGACCACUAAAAAAAAACAUCGGUAGGGUGGCCAUCAUUGUGACUGAUGGAAGGCCGCAAGAUAAAGUUGAAGAGGUGGCAGCAGCAGCAAGGGCUUCUGGGAUUGAAAUAUAUGCUGUCGGAGUGGACAGAGCAGAUAUGCGGUCCCUCAAACAGAUGGCCAGUCAGCCUCUUGAUGACCAUGUGUUCUAUGUGGAGACAUACGGAGUGAUCGAGAAACUAACAUCUAAGUUCAGGGAGACACUCUGUGAAGAGGCAAGAGGAGAUCUGACCGAGAAUGCCUGCAUGUGUGAAGCUCAGAUUGCAUUUCAGAGGAAGGUUCACAACAGCAUACAGACUCUCACCAGCAGACUGGAUGACAUCUCAAACAGAGUGCAGCAGUUUGAUCUCCGGCGUGCCUAGAGUGGAGGAUGGGAUUCUAAACAGCUUGUUCUAAAAAGAAAGAAGAAGAAGAGGAAGAAAAAACAACAAUUUAAUCUCUCAUUAGCUGCCUACAAUGUAUCCCAUGCAUUCCUCAUUUUGUUUGUUUAAUCAUAUUGUGCUUAUAGCUAUUUUAGAUUUCAUUAUGUUCUGAGUAUGAUCUUUGAGUUAUCAUAUAUCAAAUUAACUUUGUUGACACAAAGUGUUACAUGUUUUUAAGUAGAUUUCCUUUUAUUUUGGGGAAAAAAAUAGUAAAUAUAAUAGUA
Messenger RNA from Onychostoma macrolepis, 1798 nucleotides. It is a transcript of the gene matn3b, whose product is annotated as matrilin 3b. The record is from RefSeq and is a predicted model, not a curated record. NCBI's taxonomy places the organism in Eukaryota, Metazoa, Chordata, Actinopteri, Cypriniformes, Cyprinidae. Bases 246 to 1514 code for a protein of 422 amino acids. The transcript has 5 exons.